AUGACAAUGCUGAUAACAGUAUCAUCUACCACCCAGCCCGCUCCCAUCCACCGCCACCUCUCUCCUCCUCCCACCCUUCCAAAGCCCGGGAAGGACAACCUGCGGCUCCAGCGUCUGCUGAAGAAGGCUGCCAAGAAGAACGCCAUCCGAACUGCAGAGCAAGCCAAGCCCUUCCGCUCCAGCCUCUCCCCUGUGAACGAGGCCAGCUCUGACGUGGAGCACAAUGAGAGCCCUGCAGCAGCAGAGACUCCCAGGGCAGCAGCGCCCGUGGCCACCAGCCCUCCAGCCCGCCUGCCCAUGCCCCCUCCUGCCCCCCGUCUGCCCUCCCCUCUCCGCAGGAGCAGGCCUUUCACCCUCAAGGUCACCGAGCAGCGGCGCAUCGCAGAACACCUCAUGCUCACCACCUCCACAGCCCUGCCCCUGCUACAAAUGCCAGGAGCUCUGGAGACUCCACAGCAGCCUGAAGGCGCAGACACCCACCAACCCUCCUCACACGACCCUUCCAUAUCUCUUCUGCACCAGCCUCCUUCUUUCAGCACACCCAGUAAAGAAAACACAUCAGAGGUUACCCACGUCACCAAGGCACACAUUUAUUUCCACAGUGUGAAGCCACCCAGAGCUAAGACACCCACAUCAAUCCAGACCCAAGGAUCAGUUAGCCAUGAAGACAUGAGGUCUUCUUCUCUAGUACCCAAAGUAGCCCAAAACUCGGAAGAAUCUCUAGGGCAGACACCCACCCCACUUGAUGAUAGUAAGGCAGUGGCUCCUGCACUGAACCCUCCCCUCCUUUCUGCUGCAGAGGCAGAGCCUUCUAAUCAAGCUCCAACUCUUCCUCCAACUGAAGAGCCCACUAAGGCCCCUUCACCCAAGCCCAGCUUCCCUGAUGCCCACAUCAAUAAGCCUAUGACCCAUGAAAAUGACUCCAAAAUAGCUGGAUCAGAGCGCACUCCUGAAUUACCCAAGCAAGAUGACAACAUCCUAAAAUCAUCAACACCCAGCACUCCCUGGAGGCAAGCACAGCCAGGGACAGCAACGCCAGCACAAGCUGUCAGUACCGAGGCCACCUCCACAGACACCAGGGAAGAACAUGUUGUUCAAUCUCAGGUGACCCCCAGCUUACCAAACAGCAGCCCUCCCCUCAAAGCUGAGUCAGCACCAUCAUCAGAAGCAGCAAAUCCUCCUGGAGCUAGAGUCAGUGGCUGGCAUCGCCUCAGGAAGCACUUGAUGGUGCGACCAGAAACACCCAGCUUCCCAGAGCCCAAGGAGGAAAAGCUAGGAGAGGAGGAAAGGAGUAAGGAGAAGGACAGCUCUCAAGCAAUUGUCAGUCAAGACCACAGGCUGUUUAAAUCAAGGGCCAUGAGGAUGUGGGAUGCUAUUUUAUAUCAGGUUGCAGUCAACAAGGAGAAGAAGCAGCAAGCAGCAGAGAAGAAGGCACAUAAGGAGGAAAGCUUCUUUCUUCCCCGCCGCCUACCCAUCCUUCUACAUAAGCCACGCUUUGAUGCCCGGAAACUGAAAGAACUGGCCUCCAAACCCAUGACAAAGUUCAGCACCGUGUUUGAGGUGAGCCGGUUUAGACCCAAAGAGCCCGAGGAGCACGCCAAGAGCUUUAACAGAAUGGCAUCAGGAUGGUCAGUCCACUGAAGCCUAGCACUUCCACCAGGUCCACAUCUCUGGAGGUUCCUACACGACACCAUGUAAGACAUCACCUAUGACUGGUUUACUGCUAAAUA
This is a messenger RNA of Colius striatus (speckled mousebird), 1730 nucleotides long. It is a transcript of the gene PRR33, whose product is annotated as proline rich 33. The transcript has a single exon. The record is from RefSeq and is a predicted model, not a curated record. Lineage: Eukaryota; Metazoa; Chordata; Aves; Coliiformes; Coliidae. The coding region runs from base 1 to 1641 and encodes 546 amino acids.